This is a messenger RNA of Danio rerio (zebrafish), 4251 nucleotides long. RefSeq names its product Rac family small GTPase 3b (gene rac3b). Lineage: Eukaryota; Metazoa; Chordata; Actinopteri; Cypriniformes; Danionidae. Gene Ontology annotation, molecular function: G protein activity; GTP binding; GTPase activity. The record is from RefSeq and is marked validated.
AAAGAGGGCAGUGACCGUAUUUUUGCAGAUAUCUCUCAUUUCUCGGGUUAAGAGGAGCCGUGUCACAAUAUAACACAUUUACGCCGGUGAAGCGAAGCAACCUGCCUCUCCACAAAUGCAAGCGAUUAAAUGCGUGGUGGUCGGCGACGGGGCGGUGGGUAAAACCUGCCUGCUGAUCAGCUACACCACAAAUGCCUUCCCCGGCGAGUACAUCCCUACAGUAUUUGACAACUAUUCUGCCAAUGUGAUGGUGGAUGGUAAACCAGUCAACCUUGGCUUAUGGGAUACAGCAGGACAGGAGGAUUAUGACCGCCUCCGUCCACUCUCAUACCCGCAGACGGAUGUGUUUUUAAUAUGCUUUUCCUUGGUGAGCCCUGCGUCCUUUGAGAACGUCCGUGCAAAGUGGUACCCAGAGGUGCGGCAUCACUGUCCCAACACACCCAUUAUACUGGUGGGCACCAAACUGGAUCUGCGAGAUGAUAAGGACACCAUCGAGAGGCUGCGGGACAAAAAACUAUCGCCCAUCACUUACCCACAAGGCCUGGCGAUGGCCCGCGAGAUCGGUGCUGUGAAGUAUCUGGAGUGCUCGGCUCUAACUCAGCGUGGUCUAAAGACUGUAUUUGACGAGGCCAUCCGUGCCGUCCUCUGCCCUCCGCCCGUCAAAAAACGCGGCAAGCGCUGCACUCUCUUCUGAGUAACAAAGGCGACGACAAUUCCCGGCACCUCCGCACAAACUACAAUAUUUUUAAUCAGCCUCUUGGAAAAUAUAUUGUACUACUCUCACAGGUUGGGUGACAGCCGUCCAUGAAGUUCUAAUGCACAUUACAUGUAUAUGAACCAUUGGCUAGACGCGUCCUGGCGGAGGGAAACCUUGUGGUAGAUGGCUUCAGUUGUUUUUGUCGCGGCCCAGAGACGUAAUAUUUCAUUUCAUAUCGUUUAUAUGAGAAGUUUUAGUGGUGCGGUGUAAUUGUUGACAUACUGUGAGGAAGUGUUUCUUAGUGUCGUGAAGGAAGCGUGUCUAAGGAGUGGAAAAGUAAUGUCGGGGUUAUUGUACAAAGCUAACCAUACGCAGUAUUAGCAUUGCUGGAUGGCGUUAAAGUCAACAUGAAAUAGCAUUCGCGAUACAUUUGAUAUCUAUAACGAGUAAAACAAGAUCACAAUGUUGGGAACUGUUUGGAUUGUGAAAAGUGACGUGAAGGGGAUAAAAUCACAAUGAAAAUAUGUUCUUGUAAAGUUUCGAGUAAGUUACGAAAAACCUAAUAUUGUUCAAAACAUCGCAUUCGAAAUCGCAUACUAUUCGUGUAGGUACUACAUUUGAGUUUGAACUUCACUACCUUUAGUACAGUUUGUACUAUAUAGUAUGAAUGGAAUUUGCACAUACUACAUACGCCUUGUUGUCAUUAUCACAUGACCUACAUGCGUCAGUUGCGUCGCUUUACUCAAAUUUACAUUUAUAAAUUCUAUCGCCGGGCCUCAUGGGAUAGUAUACUGUUGGAAUGCGUACUUCAGAAUCUCACCUGCUGUUUUUCAAAUACUAUUUUUAACACACUAUAUUUUAGGGUAGUAUGUGAUUUUUGGAUGCACUACAAUUUUUUUUAUGUGGUUUUGAACAUUCCAUUCGAUAAAUUUGUAAACAUAAUGGACGGUUACUUCUGGAUGUUCUUAAUAUAGCAACAUUUAAAGAAACAUUCUGUGAAAAAUUCUUAUAAUUACACAUUUGUGUUUACAUUACUAAAAAGCGCAUUGCUUUGAAUGAACAUUGAAUUAAUCAAUGUUAAUUUUGUCUACGAAAAUAGCAUAAAAAAUUUAACAAGUUUGGUGCGCUAUUAUCGUGACUUGCAUUGUGAAUUUUGCACACUAUGAUCUGCUCAUCUAAUGAAUGAACAGCGCAAUGCAGCGGAUUAUAACAAAAAAUUUAAGUUUUUAUGUUAUUGACAACUCUUUUUUUUUGUCAACACUAAUGGGGGGGUUGCAUUAGAUGAGCGGAUCAGCGCGUGCAUUCAUAGUUAAGUUACGUUACUUGCGCACGUUAGGUCAAAUUAUUUCAAACAACUCUCAUAAUUACGUGUUUGUUCUAACAUUACUAUUAAGUGCACAGCUUCAAACAAACAUUGUAUUAAUCGCUGUUAAUUUUAUCAACGACAAUUUCUAGACACAAACUAAAAGUUGACAAGUUUGCUGCGCUAUUAUUGUGACAAAAUGUUGUAUGCUUUGAUCCAGUCAUUUAAUGAAUAAACAGAGCAACGCAGCAGAUUAUAACAAAAAAUAAUGAUUUGUUUUUAUGUUUUUGACUAGUAUUUUCGUCAACACUAUCGGGGUGGUCUUUCAUUAGAUGAGUGGAGCAGAGCAUGCUCAUAAUUAUGUUACUUGCACAUGCUAAGUCACGUUACUUUAAACAUUCUGUGAACAAUUCUUAGAAUUACGCGUUUGUGCUAACAUUACUAAAAACUGCAUAGCUUUAAACAAACAGUGUCUUAACCGCUGUUAUUUUUAUCGAUAAAAGAAAAUUGACAAUUCUGCUGCGCUAGUAUUGUGACCAAAUUUUGCGCAAUCUAAUCCACUUAUCUAAUGAAUAAACGGCGAAAUGCAGCGGAAUAUAACAAAAAACAAUGGUUUGUUAUUGUUUUUGACUAGUCAUUUUUCGUCAACACUAAUGGGGUGUUCUUUCAUUAGAUGAGCGGAUCACAAGUGCAUUUAUAGUUAAGUUACGAUACGGUUAGUCACAUUACUUCAAACAAUUCUUAUAAUUACAUGUUUGUUCUUACAUUACUAAAAAGUGCAUAGCUUCGAACGAAUGUUGUAAUUAAUAUUAAUUUUAUCGACAAAAAUGGCUUGACGUAUACCAAAAAUUGACAAUUCUGCUGCGCUAGUAUCGUGACCAAAUUUUGCGUUAUUUGAUCCGCUCAUCUAAUGAACGAACAGCGCAAUGCAGCAGAUAAAAAAAAAUGGUUUGUUUAUGUUUUUGAUUAGUCAUUUUUCAUCAACACUAAUGAGGAGGUCUUUCAUUAGAAGAGAGGAUCACAACACGUGCAUUUAUAGUUAAGUUACAAUACUUGCGCACGUUAAGUUACAUUACUACAAACAAUUCUUAUAAUUACGUGUUUGUUCCAACAUUAAUAAAAAGUGCAUAGCUUCGAACGAAUGUUGUAUUAAUCAUUGUUAAUUUUGUCGACAAAAAUGGCUUGACGCAAACCAAAAAUUGACAAUUCUGCUGCGCUAGUAUCGUUAAUGAACAGUGCAAUACAACAUUUUAUAACAAAAAAUGGUUUGUUUUUAGUUUGAUUAGUCAUUUUUCGUCAACAAUAAUGCGUUGUUAAUAAUUAUUAAGCUACAUUAAUAGUUAUUUAAUAGUUAUUUUAUAUUUUUUAUUUGCGCAGAGGACCUGUCUUCUUUUUGUUUGUGUAAAACAAACAUUUUUCACCCUUAUUUUCGCUGACGAAAUUACCAACGUUAUUAGUCAAAGCAUUAGUUUAAUGGGUGUGCUUUUUCAAUAUUUUGACGACGGUUAGUUUGACGUACGAAUACAUAGAUAUUUAUAAAUAAAACAAUGUGCAUCGCUGCAUUACUUGAACAGUAUCCGUUUAUUUCAUUUUGACUUUAAAGCCUCACGUAGUGAUGAACACUAGAUGUUUUCUUCUUCUCGAUGCUAAUUUAGCCAUUCAAAAACACUGGAGAAGGAAGCUGUGAAACUCGCACAUUGUCUCUCUACUGUAAAAUCGUUAUAAACUAAUUUACAAAGUUAGCGAAAACACUUUUUGAAUUUCGUUCUUUUCUGGUUUUUAUUUUUAUGUAUGAAUAAACCACUUUAAUCCUGUGAUGAAGGGUUUAACGGUACAGCUUCACAAUCCAAAAUCUCCAAGCUCUGUUUGAACAAAUGCCUAUUAUUAGGCUUGUGCGAGUGACUUGCAUGCCGCAAAACGAAGCCUGAAUGUGUCUUUAAGCGAAGGACAUGCAUGGGCAUUUGUUCUUGAUCUUUCCCUCUUUGGAAACCUUGUGAAUCUGCAUGUGGUGUGGGUGUGAUGUGGUCGGCUGUCGAGUGUGAGCUUAAAAAAAAAACAGUAUCCUGCGUCGGUGCUACAGCACUUCCUUUCUCUCACGUAAGUUUGUAAAUAACUCUCAAAAUGGACAAAAAAAGAUCUUCACAGCUGCCAAAAGACAUUUCCAUCAUGUAAGAUAGUAUAUUUACAAAACAAAAAAAUGUUUUAGAUGAGGAAUGCAUUAAUUAAUAAAUCUAUUCAUGUUUUACCCAUA